AUGUCAGCAGAAGAUACUACAGCUGCACAGCAGCCAUCCGAGAUCAGCGGAAAGAGCAAGGGAAAGCAAGCUGAACAGGUUGAAGCUGGAGACAUGAGUAUGGAUGAUGACGAGGAUUCCGCCGAGGAUAGUGGUGUAGAAGAGGCUCCAGAAGAAGGUGAAGAUGAUGACUUGGAAGAGAUCGACCAGGACAAUAUUGUGGGCGCCCGUACUCGAGGCAAGAAUAUUGAUUGGGCAGAGGCUGAGCAGAAGUUGAAAGACGACGGACAAGAUGCUGCAGACGACGAUGAAGAUGAUGAUGACGACGAUUUCGUUGACCCCGACGAUGCUAUGAAGGAUUGA
Molecule: messenger RNA, 342 nt
Organism: Lithohypha guttulata
Lineage: Eukaryota; Fungi; Ascomycota; Eurotiomycetes; Chaetothyriales; Trichomeriaceae
Gene: chz1
Product: Histone H2A.Z-specific chaperone CHZ1
Exons: 3
Coding region: 1-342 (113 amino acids)
Source: RefSeq, a predicted model, not a curated record